Molecule: messenger RNA, 2267 nt
Organism: Aethina tumida (small hive beetle)
Lineage: Eukaryota; Metazoa; Arthropoda; Insecta; Coleoptera; Nitidulidae
Product: WD repeat-containing protein 48 homolog
Exons: 12
Coding region: 84-2006 (640 amino acids)
Biological process (GO): protein deubiquitination; double-strand break repair via homologous recombination
Molecular function (GO): ubiquitin binding
Source: RefSeq, a predicted model, not a curated record
AACAAAAGUAUUAAAGUAGUUUUGUAAAAUUUUGGAAAUUUCAAUCAUACUAAAUUAACGGGAUGUGAAUUAACAUAAAUACCAUGGCUAAUCUGAAAUCUGGCAGCCAAAAUACCCGGAAAAAAGUGCAGGUGUCUAUGGUAAUAUGUGAGGCAGAGGAGAAACGGCACCGUUCCGGUGUGAACGCUUUACAGUUGGAUCCGGCAUUGGACCGUCUGUAUUCCGCAGGACGAGACUCCAUAAUCCGUGUGUACGAACAUGAGCGCUAUUUCCAUGGCAUGGAACAUCACACUGAUUGGGUUAACGAUAUUGUACUGUGUUGUGGUGGAAGGCACUUAAUUUCCGCGAGUUCUGACACAACUGUUAAAGUAUGGAAUGCCCAUAAAGGAUUUUGUAUGUCCACUUUGAGGACGCACAAAGAUUAUGUGAAGGCAUUGGCUUAUGCAAAGGACAGAGAACAAGUUGCCUCAGCAGGCUUGGACAAGUCAAUUUAUUUGUGGGAUAUUAACACCUUGACUGCUUUAACUGCUAGCAACAACACAGUGACAACAUCCAGUUUAAUGGGGAGCAAGGAAUCUAUUUACAGUCUUGCGAUGAAUCCACCUGGUAGCAUAAUCGUUAGCGGUUCGACUGAAAAGGCUUUAAGACUGUGGGAUCCGAGAAAUUGUGCCAAAUUGUUUAAAUUGAAGGGACACGCAGACAAUGUAAAAGCUCUCGUCGUUUCUCGGGACGGAACUCAUUGCAUAUCGGGCAGUAGUGACGGUUCAAUUAAAGUUUGGAAUCUUGGACUUCAACGUUGUAUACAAACUAUAAGAGUUCAUUCGGAUUCUGUUUGGGCUCUGCUUGCGAACGAGAAUUUUACACACGUAAUUUCAGGAGGCAGGGAUAAGAAAGUGAUAAUGACUGACUUGAAAAAUCUUCCCAACCAUGUAGUGGUUUGUGUUGAAGAAGCCCCGAUAUUAAAGAUGUGCUUUACCGCCGAUCAGCAAGCCGUUUGGGUUUCGACGGAGAAUUCCUCCAUUCGGUGUUGGAAACUACCAACAGACAAACACUUUAAAGAGGAAGCAAAAAUGCCCCAGACUCCAAUGUCAGUGAUUGCUGGGGGUGCAGCGAUUAGGCAGGCUGUGGUUCUUAAUGAUAAACGACACAUUUUAACCAAGGACGCAAACGAAAACGUUGCUGUUUAUGAUGUUUUAAGAGCAAGAAAAGUAGAAGAUUUGGGAAAGGUAAAUUUUCAAGACGAAGUGAGGAACCGACACAAAGUGGUGUACGUGCCAAACUGGUUCAAUGUCGACUUGAAAACGGGCAUGUUGACUGUGCAUUUGGGUCAGGAUGAGGUGGAUUGCUUCUCGGCGUGGGUCUCGGCAAGGGACGCCGGAAUUAGGGACGCCCCCGAACCUGAGCAGAAGGUGAACUAUGGGAAACUGCUGCUGCAGGCGCUGUUCGAACAUUGGCGAGGGGUCGAGAGCAACCCUGAGAACCGUGUGUACUUCAGCGUGCCCAAACAUAUACCCCUUAUACUAAGUGAAGUGGGCGGUAGAACAUUGUACAGAGUUUUGGUGGGUGAUACAAGCGGUGAUACGGAGAACGCGUUGUUAAAUGAGACGGUGCCCAAUUGGGUGAUUUCCAACAUUGAGGAGAACUGCAUGAAUAAGUUUAUAAAAGUGCAAUUUUAUCUGCAGCCCCAUUCUAGCGUUCCAUCGCAUCUGCUCAAACAAGACCGAAUGAAAAAGCCCGAUCGUUUGGUAGCUAAUGACUUUAUCCAAUGUAAGAAAGUAGCAGAACAUGUGAUGGAAAAAUUGUUAGGUGAUGGAAGUGCAAGUACUCCUGGUGGCGGCGAUGCGGACAGCAGCCCUACUAAUAAUGGCUAUAAUGUGGACCAAAUCGAGUUGACUUGCAAUGAUCAGGUUUUGGACCCUUCAAUGGAUUUGAGAACAGUGAAACAUUUCAUCUGGAAACUAACUUCAGAUUUGACUUUGUAUUACAAAAUUAUUAAUACAAAGUGAAAGAUAUGUUUUUGUUGAAUCUUCUCAUUGUUUUCAUAAAUGAUAUUGUACAAUCUCCUUUUAUUAGUUUUAUAUUCUCAUUAGGGAAUAUUUUAUGAUUUAUUCCAUGACUUAAUAUUUUCUUUAAGUGAUUAGCCACAUUUUAGUUUAUUCUAAGUCAUGUAAAAUUUGGAAUAUUCAAUUUUAUUGUAAAGUAGGAAAUCAUUCCAUAUAAACAUUUAAUUAUAAAUGAUCAUAAAUAUACAAAAGUUGUAUAAUCAA